Messenger RNA from Ornithodoros turicata, 3458 nucleotides. Its product is annotated as neprilysin-1-like. The record is from RefSeq and is a predicted model, not a curated record. Gene Ontology annotation, biological process: protein processing. The transcript has 2 exons. Lineage: Eukaryota; Metazoa; Arthropoda; Arachnida; Ixodida; Argasidae. The coding region runs from base 131 to 3217 and encodes 1028 amino acids. Gene Ontology annotation, cellular component: plasma membrane. Gene Ontology annotation, molecular function: metalloendopeptidase activity.
GCUCGGAUCCUGCGCUUCAAACGUCAGCAAUCCACAAUUACGGCCUCUGAGUCUAAGGAGGAAGACGAAUGGUUGCGUGAUCUCAAACCAGUGGCUUCGAAAAGCCGUCGAACAGACCAAGUAUCUUGUCAUGUUCAAGUUCGCCCACCAACAAUCGAGCAACAGCGCAAGUGAUAGUACAAACAGCGUUGACAUCAAUAACAUCCUUCAUCUGAGGACUGGUAGGAUCACCUUGGCAGGGCUCAUCUUGGUCGUUCUUUUUGUGCUGCUUCUUGGGGCGUUGACGACAAUAUUGGCUCUGAAUGACGUAAGUGGGACAUCGUCUGCAUUGCCUAAUGACGAUUCACAUAGGGCCGGCACCGUGAAACAACCUCUUGGGGGGGACAAAGCUGGGCCAAAUGAAACAGUUUGGCGCGAGAUGAAUGACGAGAGGACGGAAGAGGGGUUUGACAGUGAUUACAUCCCCGACCCAGAAAAGAGAAUCAAAGGUACGCCACCUGUACAGCCCACGGAUGGACUGAGAGGGAAACCAAAUAUGAGUUCGGACGAAGACUCUGAACGAAAGAUUGAUGUCAAACCUGAGAAUAAAAAUACGGACAAGCAUAUCCCGAGAAAGAAGGUUCACAAAAAGGUGGGACAUGACUCUGGAGCUAGUACCAGUACCAUGUCAGGGACGCUUACCAUGAAUGUGUCUGGGUACACACCUUUGAUUACUUCAAAACAGACGGACAUAGCAACUCAUUACGUCACCAAAAAGAGAACGAAGAGGACAACUAAAGCGUCAGCACGAGGGUCAUCUGUUGUAACACACGAGACGCAAGCGACAAGGAAACCGACAUCAGUUGCGGUAGAACCGAGUGACACGUCGAUAUCUAGAAGUGUGAAGACGAUGGCAGGAGCAACAAAUGAAGAGAAGGCCAGGAUAACAACUGGAGCAAAUGCGCUAAGCAAUGGAACAGCUGAAAGCAGGAGGGAGCCAACAGGAUCUGGAUUAAGUUCAAAAAGGACUACAGGAGACCCUACGCAGAGCACGGUAGAGAACUCCGUGCAAAGCACUCAGAAGAAAGCUUUUAGGGUAUCUGCGAGUGAAGCACCCACGAGGCCGAAUACGGUAACGGUUGCAAGAGGAAGCAAGCAAGCAACAUGGAGCGAAGCCAAUACUGAAGCAAAGACGUUGUCAAAGUCCACGGAAGAAGCAGUAAUGGAAAUCACGGAUGCGACGACCUCUGAUCAUGCUAAGGCUAACGGGAGAUUAAAGCCAACGCAGAAACAUGACGAAUACGGCAACGAAACGGUAUGUAGUACUCCUGACUGCCUUUACAUACGAUGGCUGAUUAACAGCUCUGUGGACGUAUCGCAAGAUCCUUGCAAGAACUUUCACAUGUAUGUGUGCAGCGGGUUCAAUGACAAACUCUCAAAGACUUUUGACCUGGUGAAUGGAAGUGUGUCCAACAUGAUAACUUACAAUUUAUCAUCCGAUAUCUACCGACAAUUGGUUGCGGAGGUCCCUCGUGUUAAAGGACAAUCUGCUUUUGAGAAAGCAGCUUCACUGUUGAAGCACUGCUUGUCUUCUACUUUGUCGGAUAACACGAGGGCUAUUCGGGACUUCCUCCAGCACAAUGGAAUGACGCUUGUAGAUAGCUUGGAAUUUGAUCCGCUGGAGAAGCUCGUCGAAUUUUCAGUGCACAUCGAUAUCCCGGUGUUAUUCCAAUUAACUGCAGACUUCGCACCCGACACGAAAGAGUUCACGUUCUUUCUAAUGCCAUGCCCGCAGAUGAUGACGUUGAAAAUAAAUAGUUUACUUAGUAGAAUCACUCGAAUGAAAUUCGUUGAAGACAUUUUGGCAUUAACAUUUGCCGGACAUCCUAUCAAUGAAUCCAUAGUUGCUGCCGUCAUAGAAGCGGAGGACAAAAUAAUAGAAAUAACCAGCAAGGAGUAUCCCCGACAUAGCUACGUGAUACCUAUGUCCGACUUGGGGUUUGUAGACGGCGACAAAGACUUGUCGGUGAGGUGGCACAGUGCGCUUCUGCUCCACACGAAGGGUCGCCUUCCCGGCCAACGAACGCUCCAAGUUACAGCUGCCGAUUUAUAUAUUUUUUGUGAUAUAUUUUUGCGUUCGAAAGUAAUAGGCCUGCGAAAUACGCGGAUAUUCAUUGCAUGGGGGACUGCGUUGUACCUGAACAUCAUAUCUGGACAUCUGGAGAAGAAGGCGGCCCUAAAAUAUACAUGCUUCAGCACUGUCCUCAAAGUGUUUCCUAUCGCCGCAGCGUAUCCAGUUCUGUUUAAACACAUCAGCAAUUCUAGGAUCGCCAUGGUGAAGAAAAUGACUGAAUCCAUAACGCAGGCACUCGAAGAAUCCUUCAUGAUGUCCACAUGGCUUGAUGAUCAAACUCAGAUGGCGGCACGCAAGAAAUUAUCGAUGCUCAGAAAAUACAUAGGGUACUUAUUCAACCUUACAUCGCUAACAGCCGUCGACAUUCUCUUGAAAGACGUCCCAGACCUGACGGGUCCCUAUACCGGUGACCUGAUCAAGGUCAAAGUGGCCCACACGAAAUUACUGUGGGAAAAUGUGUUUGAAGGAUCCGUGGAGUACGCCACCCAGGGUACUCUCAAUGGCAUGACGCCGGUUUAUUCCGCUAACGCCUGGUAUUUCGCACAAACGAACACGAUUGUCAUCCCUGCGACCAUCAUGUUCAGUCCGAUGUUCUCACAUGGAGCACCACCGGAAGUCAAUUACGGUGCCCUGGGACGCAUCAUAACUCACGAAAUGAUGCACGGCUACGACGAGUUUGGCAGAAAUUUUGACGGGUCGGGUCGGCGUUCCACGUGGUUCACAAACGGCAGUGCGAGAGCUUACGAAAAACUAGUGGGGUGCCACAACAUCAGCGUCAAAAAGGCUACGAAGACUACGCGCUUUGAGGCCUUCUUCAACGAAUACCUCGCAGAUACGAUGGGCGAGCGUUCGCUGCUAAAGGCUUACAGGAUGGCUUCUCGACGGUCGUCGGUGACUAUUGGCCGCGUCAAGGAUCUAACGAAGGAUCAGCUCUUCUACGUCUCCUGGUGCUUGCUCUGGUGCGGAAAAAAUUUUCCCAGCGAGUCGCAUCCGCCGCCGGAGGACAGGUGCAACUUUCCCCUAAUGAAUUCCGUGCACUUCAGUGAGACGUUCUCGUGUCCCGCUUAUUCUCCAAUGAACCCAAAAAAGUGCCCCUUCUGGUAGAGAAUGAUGUAAAAGCAGUCUCGCACAUUAUAUUCCUAGAUGUUAUGAUACUGAAUAGACAAGACUUUGCUCGUUCGAAUAAAAUGUAUCUCCUGAAAGUACAAAAAUACUGAUAGUGUAGAACGCUACAAACGAACAAACAAAUGAAAAACAGACUACGGUACUAGGUCAUUUGUCUUGUGUUUACAGUUGUUAGCUGACAGUGAUUUGACUUUAGAUCGAAUAAAACGUGCUGAAAGGA